AUGUCCGGUGAAAUCAUGAAUGAUCAAUAUGCACCACCACCACCACCACCACCACCACCACCACCACCACCCAGUUUCCCUCUCCCAACACAGAGUGAUUUUGGAAGGAAACGUUGCGACUGGUCAAGCGAUGAGAUUCAGUCGCAACUACCGACAGAAAUUUUGCUAAUAACAGCAAAUGAUCAUGAAUUCGCUGCUUGUUAUUCUUAUAUGAAGCGUGUCCGGAGAAGUUGGCAUGAUACAUUCGGAAUGGUGGAUUUUGGUCAAUUUUUAUUUGGUGGUCAGAGACCGAGAGUUGCGUUGAUGAAAUGUGCACAAGAACAAGCUGCGGGUGUUAUAGCUGUGAAAAAUGCCGCUGAAAUUUUGUACCCAAAAGUACUCCUUUUCGUCGGGAUCUGUGCAAGUAUGAAACCGCAGCUGACAAGACUUGGCGACGUCGUGAUUUCUACCAAACUGGCGAGUUAUGGAGACAAGAAAGAUGGGAUAGUUGAGUACCGUAGCACCAAAGCGAAUGCGAGUCGAUAUAUGGCUCGAUGUAUUCUGUGGGCAGGUGAUGGUUGGGCGCCACCGUUAAGAGACCGGAGUAGUUCAGAAGUCGCAUUCUAUCCUGACUCUGUGAUGUUAAGUGGUCCAGACUUGGUUGAUAAUCUUGAAAGACGUCAAGAGUUAUUGAAUUAUUUUCGAGAAGCACUUGGUCUUGAAAUGGAGGGUGCAGGUAGGAAGUAG
Molecule: messenger RNA, 726 nt
Organism: Paramuricea clavata
Lineage: Eukaryota; Metazoa; Cnidaria; Anthozoa; Malacalcyonacea; Plexauridae
Source: the annotation of a GenBank genome assembly